GGAGACCGACCACCCAUCCCCCAGCAAGGCAGCAGCCAGCAGCACCCGGAGGGAGCAGCCCAGAGACGGAGGGGACGCCGGCUGCUGGGAACCUCCCGGGAUCACCCCCUCCCCAAGCCUGACACAGCAGCCAGCGCCGGGUACACCGGCGAGUAGCGGCACGGAGGGAGGAUGUUAAACGUGGAGAGCCUGGACCGGGUGGAUCUGUGUGAGAGUCUGUUGACGUGGAUACAGACAUUUCACGUAGAUGCACCAUGUAAAACAGUAGAAGACCUUACAAGCGGUGUUGCAAUGGCCAUGGUCCUUCAAAAAAUAGACCCAUCAUACUUUGAUGAGAACUGGUUAAACAGGAUUAAAACAGAUGUAGGAGAUAAUUGGAGGCUUAAGAUUAGUAAUUUGAAGAAGAUUUUGAAAGGCAUUUUGGACUACAAUCAUGAGAUUUUGGGCCACCAGAUAAAUGAUUUUACACUUCCAGACGUUACUUUGGUUGGAGAACACUCCGAUGCCUCAGAACUUGGACGGAUGCUCCAGCUAAUAUUAGGCUGUGCUGUAAAAUGUGAACAAAAGCAAGAAUAUAUCCAAACCAUCAUGAUGAUGGAAGAGUCUGUACAGCAUAUGGUGAUGACCGCUAUUCAGGAGCUGAUGAGUAAAGAAACACCAGUCUCUCUUGGAACAGAUGCUUAUGCUGAACUUGACCGACAGCUAAAGAAAUCUACGGAAGAACUGAAUGACGCAUUGGCAGCAAAAGAAGAAAUUGCCCAGCGAUGCCAUGAACUAGACAUGCAGGUCGCAGGCCUCCAAGAAGAGAAGAGUAGUUUGCUGGCUGAGAACCAGGUCCUAAUGGAGCGAAUGAACCAAUCCGAUUCUCUGGAAGAUCCCAACAGCCCUGCAGGAAGAAGACACCUACAGCUGCAGACACAACUUGAACAGCUGCAAGAAGAAACAUUUAGGCUUGAAGCAUCUAAAGAUGAUUACAGGAUACGUUGUGAAGAGUUGGAGAAGGAGAUCACAGAUUUAAAACAACAGAAUGAAGAUUUAACCACACUGGCAGAUGAAGCACAAUCCCUGAAAGAUGAAAUGGAUGUUCUACGGCAUUCUUCGGAUAAAGUAGCAAAACUGGAGAGUCAAGUAGAGUCAUACAAGAAAAAACUGGAAGAUCUUGGGGAUUUGCGAAGGCAGGUGAAGCUUCUAGAGGAAAAAAACACCAUGUACAUGCAAAAUACAGUGAGCCUGGAGGAGGAGCUCAGGAAGGCGAAUGCUGCUCGUAGUCAGCUUGAAACCUACAAGAGACAGGUUGUUGAGCUGCAGAAUAGACUCUCGGAAGAAUCUAAAAAAGCUGACAAAUUGGAUUUCGAGUACAAAAGACUGAAAGAAAAAAUUGACAGCUUACAAAAAGAAAAGGAUAGACUAAGAUCAGAAAGAGACUCUCUGAAAGAAACUAUUGAGGAGCUCCGAUGUGUACAGGCACAAGAGGGCCAGCUGACCACCGCAGGGUUAAUGCCACUAGGUAACCAGGAACCAGCAGACAGCUUGGCUGCAGAAAUAGUUACACCGGAAAUAAAGGAGAAACUAAUUCGCCUUCAGCAUGAAAAUAAAAUGUUAAAAAUUAAUCAAGAAGGCUCAGAUAAUGAAAAAAUCUCUUUGUUGCAAAGCUUGCUUGAUGAUGCAAACAUGCGGAAAAACGAGCUGGAGACAGAGAACAGGCUGGUAAAUCAGAGACUGCUAGAAGUACAGUCACAGGUGGAAGAGCUGCAGAAAUCAUUACAAGACCAAGGAGCAAAAGCAGAAGAUUCACUUCUUUUGAAGAAGAAGCUUGAAGAACAUCUAGAGAAGCUUCAUGAAGCCAACAAUGAGCUGCAGAAGAAGCGUGCAAUAAUUGAAGACCUGGAGCCGCGGUACAACAAUAGCUCAAUAAAAAUAGAAGAAUUGCAAGAUGCUUUACGGAAGAAAGAAGAGGACAUGAAACAAAUGGAGGACCGGUACAAAAAAUAUCUGGAAAAAGCAAAAAGUGUUAUCCGCACGUUGGAUCCAAAGCAGAAUCAGGGAACAGGACCAGAGAUACAAGCCUUAAAGAAUCAACUACAAGAAAGGGAUAAAAUGUUCCAUUCCUUAGAGAAAGAAUUUGAGAGAACAAAGACACAGAGAGAUCAAGAAGAAAAGCUUAUUGUUAGUGCUUGGUAUAAUAUGGGCAUGAACUCACACAAAAAAGCUGCAGAAGACAGACUAGCAAACACAGGCUCAGGACAGUCGUUCCUUGCAAGACAAAGACAAGCUACAAGUUCAAGGAGGUCUUAUCCAGGGCACGUCCAACCAGCUACAGCGAGGUAGAAGAACCUUAUGCUGGAAAAUGUGCCCCAUAAGCUUGGGUUGCAUAGAACUACAUUUCAGGAAAUGUCACCAUCGUGCUUUUAAUUUCCUCCCUCUCUUUUUAAUACACUUUUGUUAGAUUUAUAGAUCUUCUCUAUAAUUGCCCAUUUUAAAUCACUUUACUUUGAAAGUGCCAAAAAGUUCUACAAUACAAAAUUAAUUGUAAAGUUUAUUUUUUUGUUUUCUUUCAUAUUUGUGUUUUUUUUUAUGUUAUUGUUCUGAGCUUAGAACAUCAGAACUGUUUCUUAUGCAAAACAUUGAUUUAAAAUAAGAAACUCAAAGCUCGUCUUUCUAUGUGGUCUUAUGAAUCCAGGCAGGAGAUGAAAUGUAUAUGUAUGUGUGCUUUUAAUGAGCAAAUGCCACAGUGCUAUCAGGACAAUUACUUUUAAUUCAUUGAAUUCCUGACUUAAUUUAGGGAUAGAAGGAAUUUGUUGAACAGCCAGGUGCCGCAACAGUGUCUAAUACAAUACACAAUAGACUAUCACAGUGCCCACAAUUGUGGAAGCUUAGCAAACAACAUGAAGUAUUAACAGAACAGGGAGCAUUCUGUGCUGUGUAGGUCCUUUAUCAGUCCACAUCUAGGCAGUAUAAAGUCAUCCAUACAUAGUAGUGGUUGUUACAUGAUGUCUUAAUAACACAUGUUUAUUUUGCACAAGCCCACGUCUAAAUGUACAUAUAUGCAAGUGUGUGGUCCCUUAUCAUUGUGGUACUUGCUUAUAUGUUGUUAAAUAGAGGUUGGUAAAACGGACUCAAGAAAAGCCCUUUGUAUGCACAGAAUGUUAAUCUGAAUUUUCAGGAAUAUGUGUGUAAAUCAUUUAAGUGCUGCAAUUGGUUGGGCAACUCACUGGAAUGUUCUAUAUUGUCUGACUACAUAUUUACCACUCUCUACCACGCACCAAACCUCCACAAGCUACUUUGCAAUACUUUUGGAACCACUGCAAAUCUAAAUGAAAUAUUUGCAAUCCAUUAAAUGAUUGCGCCCCAAAAACAUGUGGGAAAUAAGGGAAUCAAUUUGCAUAAUUUAUUACAUCAGGAGGCAUUUUUAUAUUUCCUUUUGAUUUUAUUCCCAAAAAGUGAAUGUAAUUUGUGCCACUAUAAAUACUAUUUAAAUACAAUUUCUAUUUAAAUAGAUGACUUUAGUAAUUUAAAUGAUAACAUAGCACUUUCAUUUGUGCAAGUGUGUUCAGUGUGUUAGGUUUGCAUUGUGAUUUGGGGCUACAUUGAAAUAACUUAGAGGGCAGUUAAUUCAAUUGUUUUAAAGGAAAUGUAAUGCAAAAAUAUGAAGACAUGCCUAAUAACGAGAGCCACCCAAACUCGUAAUAUAUAAACACAGACGUUUUCUGUCUCCUUCACACAAUGGGUUAACUACAGUACUUAACAAAAAAACAUAUCAGUGCUCUUGGAUCCCAUGACAUUAAAAAGUGACUGGUAUUUCUAGUCAUUUGCUUGGAUGCAUAUUUAGCGGUUCAGAAAGGAAAAUUGGCUUCCCCUAUUGUGUGUAGGCAAUGGAUAAAUAUUGGUAUAAUAGUAAAAAUUAUAUUUUUGUUUUGUAUACCUGAAUCAAGAAUAGGCAUGUGUCAGUUAUCUUAUAAGCUUUAAUUAUUUUCUUUUUUUAUUAUUAUAUGACUCUUGUUGCAUUCAUGCAUCUUAAAACAGUGUGUUUAUUUCCUUAUACAAAAUAAUAUAUUUGUUAAAUAGCAAUCUCUUUUAUGGCAUCACUGCAACACUCAGCAUGAGUAAUACCAUAACAUGGAUGCAGUACUGUUAAUUGAAAAAUAUAGCUUGUUUGUAGCUGGUAGCGAUACCUAUUAUUCAACAUACUGCUUUAAAAAAAAAAGAGAGAUUGUGAAAGUUUCCUUUGAAAUGUUAUAAUGCAUGCCAAAACGAUUUAAGGGACUUUUAAUUGUAAAUACUUUAUAAAAUAUUAGUUCUUUCCUUGCCCAGUGAAAUGAAAGUGAAUGCAGAGUAAAUUCCAUUUUUGGAUUAAUAUGCCUAUUAAUAAACAGAAAUGUGUUACUGAUAGGACAGGAAUACGGAAUAUAAGGCCAAGGUUUACCAUCCAACAACUUCAGUAGAAAGUGAACACUGAAUUUUAUUGUUGCCGCUUAAGGGUUUAUUUACGUAAGUGCAGGUUUUUAGAAGUGAAGAUGUUGCCCAAAGCAACCAAUCAUAUACUUAUCGUUUAUUUAGCACCUUCAAGAAGAUAAUAGCUACAAUCUGAUUGCUAUGGGCAACAUCUCCACUUCAAAAAAAAAACUGCACUUUAGUAAAUACACCACUUAGAAUUAACUCUCACAAUAGAAGAUGAUAAAAUUAUUUAAAAAAACAGCUUUAUAAACCAAAUAUAUUAACAUUAACUUACUAAUACUAAAGAGACAAAUAACACUUUGUGAAAGUCUGUUGAAGGGAAAUGCAAGAAGCUACUUAGCACAUCCGAUUGCUUCCAUGCAGUUAGCUAACAACAUUAACGUUAAAUAUUUUCUGGCGAUGCAAAUGUUGGCAUACACAUUUAUGAAUAUUGCUAAAGAUGUGUCCUCAUAGAUCGUUGCUGCCGUCACAUUAAACAGCCCUUCUAGUAGCACCUAGCCGUGAGCACGUUUUACGAACGCUGGACGUAUUUUUGUGCAUUUUCCACUGAAAAUGGGUCAAAUUUGCAUCUAUAUGUGAAUAAGACACAUAAGCAGACUCUGCUAAUUAAAAUGAUAUAUGGCAUGUAUAUAUUCUGUGUGCGACAGUGCCUGUAUCUGCAUACGAAAUGCUACGUUAUAAUGUUUUUCUGGAAAAUAUGUUAGUGUCCUGGAAAACAGUAACA
Pseudophryne corroboree (corroboree frog) is the source of this 5179-nucleotide messenger RNA. Its product is annotated as protein Hook homolog 3. The record is from RefSeq and is a predicted model, not a curated record. Bases 172 to 2328 code for a protein of 718 amino acids. Gene Ontology annotation, cellular component: cytoplasm; centrosome. Gene Ontology annotation, biological process: cytoplasmic microtubule organization; cytoskeleton-dependent intracellular transport. The transcript has 22 exons. Gene Ontology annotation, molecular function: microtubule binding; dynein light intermediate chain binding. NCBI's taxonomy places the organism in Eukaryota, Metazoa, Chordata, Amphibia, Anura, Myobatrachidae.